CAUCUUUCUGUGCAACUUUAAAACAAACUGUAGCGCUGGUGAAGCUGAAGUCAGUCAGGACGUUUACCAGAAAAUGAGCUUUUAUUUAACUGGUUACUCUCCCAAAAAAAAAACACACCUGUACUUGGGAUUAUUUAAAUUAUCAAACAUCAUUUAUUUGUUAUUUUGUUCUUUCAAACUCAGAAAAUGUCAUCGGUUGUGUUUUUAAAUGAUCUCCAAAGCUGUAACAUACUGAGAGCUGAAACUGAGGGAAUAUAAAUGAGAAAAACCUGCUUCUUUGGGACAUUUUGUCUGAAUAAAAUGGUAAAGCUGGCAGUUAAAGCGGAAAAUAAAAUCAAAGGAUCAUACGUGAAAGAUUAGAAGAAGCUGCAGGUUUUAAUAUCAUUUAGUUAAAAUAAAGCCUUCUGCAUUAACCUAUUAUCAAUGUUUUGGGGUGCAUAAAAACUGCAGUAAAUUUGGUCUUUUUUGAAUGGAAAAAGUCCAGAUUUCAUCCUAAACACUGGAAUUUCAUUCUUGAUGCAAGGCAAAAGUCCACCUCCAGCAGAUUUACAAACCAGAGCGUAGACCGUCAGCCGAUCACGCUGCGUCAAACGUUCCUAAUGGAAGGAAAAACUCUUAAUUUGACCUCAAAAAUCCUAUUCAAAAAGUAUUUUCCCAACACAAGUUAACAGAGAAACUGUCCCUUCUAAUUUUUCAUUACGUCACACAUCGAAAGACAAACGUAAUUAUGAAAAUAUUACAUUUUUAUCUCAAAGUUAGGAAUAAUCAGGAAAAAGGUUUUCUGACUGAAUUGAUUUUUGUUUCAUUUGUUGUAGCUGAAGCUAACAUGACAUUGCUCACCCACAGGUCCUGGGUACUUUGAGAAGUGGCCUUCUUUCUGCAAACAUCAGUCUUUGUAUCUGGAGUUUUGUCUGCGAUGAAACCUCUUCGGAAUCUACAGCUCAGGGGUGUUUUAGGGUUCAAACAGGGUCAUGCUGAUAAAGCUUUGGGGGAGACACAGUGAUGCUCUGCCACCCGCUUUGACUUUGACGUGGUCAUUUUCAGGGUCGUUUUCCAGAAUUUAAGGAGGAAAAAACCUGCAGAGUAAGAAGUUCUGCUCUUGGGGGAAAAUAACCAUGUGAAAGUAAAAAUGUCACUAUUAUGAGACAUUAUGAGCUUAUUAAGGCAUUUUCUUUAUUAUAAACCACAGAAUUACAUAAACUAAACAACAGAAAUUGAACCCAUCAAUGUGAAUGUCUGUUCUUUUUAAGUGUUCUGAAUUUAAUGUGAAGUAAAAUCUGGGGUUUUGUUGUAAUGUCCUGCUGAUGUUGCUACGGGAACACAUGACAAUCCUACUUUAUUGGUUGCAGUUUUUAAAAAUCCUAUUGAAAACCAUAUUUCAUCUUCUUGUUUUGAAAUACCGACUUCAUAAACGCAGAAUAUUUUUUGUUCGAGGUGACAUUUCUUCGGCUUGAUAAAUAGAUAAUUAUCUGUCUUUCAUGGAUGAAGAGAGAAGUGAUGGGCUGACCUGUUUGCCUCUCAUUUUUUGAUUUUCUCCUUUGUUUUCUGUCGUUUCUCAGCGCAGACUUUUUAUUCUUCCUCUCUUUCUGCUCUGUGUUCCCACCCCUCCUCUUGCUCUCUAACCUUCCCUCAUUGUCAGUUUCUUUUUUCAUCUUAUUUCUUCUCCUGGUCCCUUCCCCCAGUUUUCCCAUCUCUCUGUGCCGUCAGGAGCGGCACAAAGCCCCGCCGCCGCCGCCCUGGCAACCACCACACCGCCGUGUCUAUCCCGGCAACAGGCCGUCGUCAGGACCGCCGACCUCUGACCCCAUCACAGCUGCUCAGCCAUCACGCGUCCCACAAUCCUCUGCCCUCUACUUGUUCUCGUGACCGGGGGGGUCAGGCAGUGAAGUCGGGGGUGAGUAAAACUGGAUCACUUUCACUUUGUCCUGAAAAAAGAGCAGAGGGAGGAAAUAUGGAAAUGAAAAAGAUAAGGACAGAAGAGAGGAGUGAAGGAUAUCAGAAGACGGAAGAAAAGAGGAGCAACUGGGACAAAGGAAGAGAGCUGGAAUGAAGGAGGAAGACAGCAUUUAUUCUUGUUAUGGAUAAUAAAAAGUAGGAAACAAGCAAAAGAAAAGAGAAGAAAAAAAACUGGAGACGUGGGAUAAAAGAGGAAAAGUUAUUCCAGAUCUUGAACCACUUUGUAAAUGUUUCACAAAGUGGAACAACACAACUAAAAGGUUUGAUGAUCUGAGUCCUGAUUGGCUGGAUAACUCCUGGCGUUCAGCAGACCACACAGCCACCGAUGAAGAGUCGGACGGUUGCAGGUGCUGUCCUCAGUGAAACCUGAGCUGAUCUUUAUUAAUAAAUGAUGCAUCUGAAACAGACUGCUCCUCGCUCGGCUCAGAAGGCAGGUAACUCCAAAGUACACAAAGACGUUCCUUUGGCCAGAGGACAGGAUCACCGAGUCAGACACCAUCUGACCGUCUGUACUUUUGGGAUUUGACUGUUCAGACGUCACGGAUCAUGAAUCCUGAAUAUGAUUACCUGUUCAAGCUUCUUCUGAUUGGAGACUCUGGGGUCGGGAAGUCGUGUCUUCUGCUGCGCUUUGCGGACGACACAUACACCGAGAGCUACAUCUCCACCAUUGGGGUGGACUUUAAGAUCAGGACCAUCGAUAUGGAUGGGAAGACCGUGAAGCUGCAGAUUUGGGACACAGCAGGUCAGGAGAGGUUUCGCACCAUCACCUCCAGCUACUACAGAGGAGCUCACGGUAUCAUCAUUGUGUAUGACGUCACAGAGCAGGAGUCCUUCAACAACGUGAGGCAGUGGCUGGAGGAGAUAGACCGGUACGCCUGUGAGAACGUCUCCAGGCUGCUGGUGGGGAACAAGUCUGACCUCGUCAGUAAGAAGGUGGUGGAUGCCGCCACGGCUCAGGACCUGGCGUCCUCGCUGAAGAUCCCCUUCCUGGAGACCAGCGCCAAGAGCUCUGGCAAUGUGGAGAAGGCCUUCCUCACCAUGGCCUCUGAGAUUCACAGUCGCCUGGCCAGUGAGGGGGGAGGCAUGCAGGGGACCCAUGAUUCCAGAGCACAGGGCUCCAAGAUCAACAGCGCCCCCGUGUGGCUAGGAGGGGAUAAACCAACGCAGGAUACCAGGAACUGCUGUUGAGAUGUGGACAGAUAAACCGAAAGGAAUAUUUUGAUAUAUUUGCUCUUUAAGAUAAAAAAUAUUAAUAAAUCUGCAGUGAAUUCAUUUUGUUACUAAUAUUUGAUGAAAACAUAUAUCCUACAAUAAUUGAGCCAAAUAAAAAACUAUGGGUUUUAUUUUUUAAGAUAAUAACAUAAAGAUGUUGAAUUAGUCAUCAGUGACUCGGUCAUCACCAUUUUUUAUCCAGGAUGUAUUUCCUUGCCCGAAGAAUUUUUUUUUGUGUUUUACUUCUUUUGCUGUUAAAAUCAAUAAAAUAAAGUUGAAAUCUGUGAUAUUAAAUCGUUAAAAUGUGGCUGGAUGGUAACUGGAGAAACCCCUCUCUAUCAUUAGGAUCUUAAGAAAAACUGUACAAAAACUGUGGUGUUAUAUGUUAAAGACAGGUAAUAAAGUAUUGUUUUAUUGGAGAAAUGAA
Messenger RNA from Oryzias latipes (Japanese medaka), 3595 nucleotides. The record is from RefSeq and is a predicted model, not a curated record. Lineage: Eukaryota; Metazoa; Chordata; Actinopteri; Beloniformes; Adrianichthyidae.